Molecule: messenger RNA, 1167 nt
Organism: Eruca vesicaria subsp. sativa (arugula)
Lineage: Eukaryota; Viridiplantae; Streptophyta; Magnoliopsida; Brassicales; Brassicaceae
Source: the annotation of a GenBank genome assembly
AUGACGAAUAAUCCUGUAGCUCCACCACCUCGUAAGAAAAAAAAGAAGACGAAGACAAAGCCUCCAUCGUUUUCAUCGAUUCCAGAUGAUGUCAUUGUGAACAUCUUAGCUCGGAUCUCGAGAUCUCACUACUGUUCUCUCUGCUUAGUCUCCAAGCACUUCUACUCUCUUCUCUCUUCUCCAGAUAUACACGCUGCUCGCUCCCUAAUCGGUAACACAGACGCUCGCCUCUACGUGUGCCUAUGGCUACCUACUCCCUCCUCCUCCGGUAAUCAUCAUAGCUGGUUUACUCUUGGCUACCGUAGCCGUCCGUAUCGGUUAAGUUUAGAACCAGUAAGAGUACUCUCUUCCUCGUAUUCACCCGACCGGUUAAACUCAACCACUGUAGCCGCACACUCCGAAAUCUACCAGAUAGGAGGAAGCAACGAGGACAAGCGGACCAGAGCCGUUAGAGUUUUUGACUGUCGGAAUCACACGUGGCGUUUUGCUCCAGACAUGAAGGUGGCAAGGAAACAAGCACGGUCUUAUUUUUUAGAUGACAAGAUAUAUGUAAUAGGAGGAUGCACAAAAACAGAGGAAGCAAUGAGUUGGGGUGAGGUUUUCGACUUAAAGACUCAGACAUGGAAGCCAUUGCCUAAGCCUCCUAGUUUUGUUGAUGACGCCCAUUCGUAUCACUAUGGUGUACUAGUUUAUGGAGGAAGGCUACACGUUUUCUUCAUGAACAACUACAAGCACUAUGCAUAUGAUCCUAGAGAAGAAAGAUGGUUACAAGAGGCUGGGUUUAUGGGUCUAGCACGUAUAAAAGGACCUUGGUGCGUUAUAGGAAGUUUAAUAUUUGCUGAACGUAACCGUAAGUACUUGUGGUAUGACCCAAGGAAUGGAAAGUGGGUAAUGGUUUAUGGUUUGGAUGACGUAUACAGGAAACGUGCUAAAAAUUACAGAACGACUCAGUUAGUUAACCAUGGUGGGAAACUGGUAAUUAUAUGGGAACAAUGGAAUAAGACUGAUAGGGAACACAAGAGUGUUCAGUGUGCGGUGAUUAGAUUGGAUCACAUGCGUUUGACUCCAUCAAGUAAUCUGUGGGGGAACGUGGAAAAGUGCGAUAGUGUUUUGAAUAUAGUCUACAUGUCAUAUGAGCUCUCAUGCUGCCAUUCAGUUUUGGUCUGA